AUGUUUCCAUCAAGUGAAUAUUCUAAUUUCAUUACAACGGAAAUUCCACUGCCAGUUUCAUCUUUUAAAUCCUUUCCAAUGACUUUAGAAUACCCAGGAAUCACAAUCACUUUAAAUAUUAGUAGUAAUAAUGAUAACGAAAGAAAUGCUUUAAAAGAAACUUUAGCACCAAGUGCAGGUUUAUUUCAAAAUUUAGCGAAUAUUUAUAAUGAGAAAAAUCAAAUUUGUAUUAGGAUUUUUAUAAACUUAAUAAUCGUUAAUGCUGUAAACAUUAUUAAUAAUGCUGGCAUUAAUAAUACCACCAACAAAAGAUUUUCUUCCUUAUUCGCAAGAAAUGUUCCUAACGAACAGCUUUUUAACUUGCCUUUACCAAGUACAAAUAACGGAAUAGGAAAACGAAUAAUCGAAACUCUUUUAAAUGAAAGUGAGAAUGUACUCAAUUCUCCAUUCAAUACAAAACAAGAAAAAGAUCUUGCAAAUAACCAUAGAUCUUAUUCAAUGAUAAAAAAUAAAAAGAACACAGCAAAUGAUUUAAUACGUUCACACACAGUUGUGAAAAGAGAAAUACGUGACGUCCCGUCAGUUGGUCAAGGCGAACUAGAAGUUAAACUGUUAGGUUCACCAAAUAUUCGACACGCUGAAUCAUACAAUUGUGCUGCCAUGUUAGGAAAGCAAUAUUUAUUGAUCGGAAAUGAUGAGGGUUUAUCUUUUAUGGAUUUCUCUGUUCGUUAUGAAGUGAUGAAACCAAUUCAAAUAAUGCGUGGAAUUCCAUUUAAAAAAUUACAAAUGUUAAACGAUUAUGGUAUAAUGAUUGCAAUAGCUGGAAAAUCACAAAAAAUCAGAAUAUAUCGUUCAUCAUCUUUACUACAUCUAAUCAAGUUUGUCCUUAAUUCUAAACCUCAAGUUUCUGUGGAUUUCUCAAAAGCUCCGGCUUUUUUAAAAAAAUUCACAGAUUCUGGCGUAAAAUGUGAACAAUGUAGUAAAAAUGCUGACGAAGGUGGUGGAAGUCUUGUAUCAGUCAAUGAUAAAGAGACUAAAAAAAAAUGUGACAAUUGUCGAAAGCAGCAACAACAACAACCUUCUUCAUUAUUGUCACAUAAAAAAGGUUCUAAAUCUCAAGACCUGCCUCUUAUUCCUUCCACUACCUCCACCACCACUGCUACUUUCCCCUCAUCCUCAACAUCUAAUCAAUCAAACACCACAACCGGAAAAUUUCAUCAAAAAUCUUUAUCAAAAAAUUUUUCUUCUCAUUUAACCGACUUCAUCCAACAACAGUUAUCAAAUUCUUUGGAGAAGGCUGAUAUCAGUAGUGAGGAAAAAUUAAAGGUUUUCCAAUGGGCAUCUGAUUACACUAAAUUGACUGAAAUCUCAAAAGAUUGUAUGACUUUUGAUGUCAAAGAAACAAAAAGCUAUCUUUACUUGGCUGUGUUAUCAUCAAAUCAUGUGAUUUAUUUAUUUGAAUAUUCAUUAGAAAAUAAUAAAGAUAAUAAUCCAUUAGAUAUAAAAUUCGUACAUACUCAAAAUUAUUAUAUUCCAGAAACACCUUGUUUCAUCAAUGUGUUGACUGGCAUGUAUCUAAUUAAACAUAUCAUAGUCGGGACUAAUUGCAGCAAAGCUAUAAUGAUCGAUGCUCAUACUUCAGAAGUGACUGAAAUUUAUAUGAAAAAAAAUCUUAUUCCUCGUUAUACCUUUAUCAUCAUCACAAGUUUUACAACCACAACCACAACCGCUAUUCCAACCACCAUUCCAACCACCAUUCCAACCAUCAUUACUGCCACCACCACCACCACCAAAAGAUCAAACAUUUCAACCAGCUUUGCCAAUGCAACAACCGCUACCACCACUACCACCGCCAAAUACUCAAUUUGA
Messenger RNA from Entrophospora candida, 1869 nucleotides. NCBI's taxonomy places the organism in Eukaryota, Fungi, Glomeromycota, Glomeromycetes, Entrophosporales, Entrophosporaceae. The record is from the annotation of a GenBank genome assembly.